AUGCUGCUCUCGCAACUGAACUCGCUGGCCCAUCUACGUUCCGGGACCGGCGGGGAGCUGCACAGCGCUAAACUACAACCCGCGAAGGAGAAGGAGCCGCUGGAGAAGCUGUACCAUGUGGGCCCGCUGCUGGGGAGCGGUGGCUUCGGCUCGGUUUACUCCGGUAUCCGCCUCUCCGACAGCACACCGGUGGCCAUCAAGCACGUGGCACGGGAGCGCAUCUCCGAGUGGGGCGAGCUGCCCUGCGGCACCCGUGUGCCGAUGGAGAUCAUGCUGAUGACCACGGUGGGCUCCGGCUGCAGUAACAUCAUCCAGCUGCUGGACUGGUUCGAGCUGCCAGACAGCUUCGUGCUGGUGCUGGAGCGUCCGGAGCCAUCGCAGGACCUCUUCGAUUUCAUCACAGAGAGGGGGUCCUUGUCGGAGGAGCUGGCGCGGGGCCUUUUCCGGCAGGUGCUGGAGGCUGUGCGGCACUGCCACAGCUGCGGGGUCCUGCACCGCGACAUCAAGGAUGAGAACAUCAUCCUCGACCUCGCCACCGGUGAGCUCAAGCUCAUCGACUUCGGCUCCGGCACUUUCCUCAAGGACACAGUGUACACCCAGUUUGACGGAACGCGGGUGUACAGUCCGCCGGAGUGGGUCCGCUACCGCCGCUACCACGGCCGUUCGGCGACGAUCUGGUCCCUGGGCGUCCUGCUCUAUGACAUGGUCUGCGGGGACGUCCCCUUCGAGCAGGACGAGGACAUCAUCCGGGGCCAGCUCUUCUUCCGGCGGCGGGUCUCUCUGGAGUGCCAGCACCUCAUCAGGUGGUGCCUGACCAUGCGCCCUGCAGACAGGCCUUCGCUGGAAGACCUUUUCAACCACCCGUGGCUGCAGGGCAUCCACCUGCCCCAGGAGAGUGCGGAGAUCCAGCUGCACAGUUUGAUCCAGGAGCCUGGCAAAUAAAAGCUCCAUGGGUCUCCUGGCUGUAAGAAGCAAAGACCACCAGGCUUCUUCCUCGUGACCGGAGCGCUGAGCGGGGAUCAUCAGAUGGGAACACCUUCAUCUUCUCCUGGAGCUGGCCUGGAGCCCCCAUCUUCCAAGCGCUGGUGGCCACCACCUAACCCGCCUGUCCUGGACUCCCAUCUGAACGACCCUGUCUCAUCUGCUGCUUUGCCAGUAGACUUUUUUGGUUGGUUCUGUUUUGGGGGCUCCCAACCAUCUUCCUGACCUGCUGAUUUCGGGACUGCGAGAGGAUCGGAGACCUCACUGCGAGAAAAGCAUCAACAUGGGGGAAAAGUGACUGUGGGAGGAGGGCAGGUACCGUGACUGAAUGGCUGUCUCUUGUCCGCUGUCACCAUGCUCGAGGGCCUUCAGUUGCAAUCUGGGCUGUGCUAGAGGAAAUACUUGAAUUUUCCUACCCAGCUGCUUUUCCAAGCUUCUCCUGGGUCCCUUUUCCCUUUUCAAAAAGAAAACAGGUCAGAAGAUGCUUGGGAGGCAAAUGGGCGAUGCCUCGCCUCCUGUGUCUCCGUCUCACGUGGAUUUUUCUGGGGUUCUUUGCUUCUCUGUGCCCUCACGAAUGCACAAACAAUGCAAACCAACAGAGCUGUAAAUGUGUACAAAGUUCUACAGGAGCGAAGCUUCUUGUACAGUUGUUAAUAGUGAUAAGAUUUUACCUUUUUUCUUCCAGUUUUUGGUUUUAAUUUAUUUUCAUGAAUUUGUUUUUGUUUUUUAAAGGAAGAGUUCUAGCCGGUAGGCUAACUUAUUUAUUUAUUUAUAAUUCACGUGGGUUUCUGACCCAUGCCUUGCUUCUACAGCUGCUGAUCCCCCGGUUUUCCAUUCGGGUCUUCCCUCCGUGUCUGUCCUAUGUUCAUCCCUGGGCCCGUAGCGUUUCUGUUGGAUGUCUGGCGGAGGUGUGGAGUGGCUGCCUGCUCCCCAGCUGUCUGUGUACAUAGUUUUGGUUGCUGUUGUUUCCUUGCCACGUGUAAAUCUCAGUUUGCAGCUGAGUUUUGGUUUUCUUCACGGGUGUCUUGGCUGGGGCUGGGGAGGGGGGAGCCGGCCCGGGCUGUCCGCGCUGCCGAGUCUUUACACGUAACCAAGUGUGUAGCCGGCGGGGUGUUUUUGUUACUAUGGUCCAGGGGGAUUCAGAAGUCCUAUUUUU
Messenger RNA from Gavia stellata (red-throated loon), 2137 nucleotides. RefSeq names its product Pim-1 proto-oncogene, serine/threonine kinase (gene PIM1). The transcript has 6 exons. The record is from RefSeq and is a predicted model, not a curated record. Lineage: Eukaryota; Metazoa; Chordata; Aves; Gaviiformes; Gaviidae. Gene Ontology annotation, cellular component: cytoplasm. The coding region runs from base 1 to 942 and encodes 313 amino acids. Gene Ontology annotation, biological process: protein autophosphorylation; negative regulation of apoptotic process. Gene Ontology annotation, molecular function: ATP binding; protein serine/threonine kinase activity.